AUGGCGUCGGCACCUGAUUACAGCUCCUACAGCCAGUCCAGUUCUCAACCGGGGUAUGCUUCUUAUGCUACUCCGGCCUCUCAAGCCUAUGGACAAUCUGCUCAGCAGAGUUAUGGGCAGCAAAGUUACGGCUCAUACGCCCAGCCUGCUGCAGCUGCGGCUGACAACACUUACGCCCAGGCAACGCCUGCCGCCGGAAGUUACACUCAACAGCAGCCUCCACAACAGUACAGCUCCUCCUAUGGUCAGCCAGCGCAAGCUGGGUAUCCUGCUGCCCAGUCGACCACCCACGGUUACACCCAGUCGUCCCAGGCUUAUGGCGCACAGGCCUAUGACGGCGCCCCCGCUGCUGCGGCUGCCGCCGCCGCCACUGCGCCGGCUGCUUCCCAGUCAUAUGGGUCUCAGCCUGGGUAUACUGCUCAGUCUGGAUAUUCUGCAUAUGGCCAACAGCCAGCUCCUGCUGCACCGCAGAGUUACAGUGCGAACAGCCAGGCUGCUGGUUACAAUCAAAGCAGCUACUCCCAACAGGCAGGAUACGGCCAGCAGCAGUCUGGCUACCAGGCCCAACAAAGCAGCUACAGCCAACCGCAAGGUGGGUAUCAGCAGCAGGCACAGCAGCAAGCUCCUCCUGCUUACCCACCCCAAGCUGCAGGUUCCUACGGUCAGCCCGCAGCCGGUCAGUAUGGCCAACAAGGCGGACCGCCCAGCUAUCAAUCCAACCAUUACAAUAGUUACAGACAAGAUGGCCAGGGUGGAGGUUCUGGCUACUCAGAACCUUCGAGAUACUCGGAGGGCAGAGGCCGCGACGGUUUUGAUAGAGGAGGAAUGAUGCACCGUGGCCGUGGCGGCAUGGGCCGCGGCGGCAUGGGUCGCGGGAUGGGCAGCGCUGGAGACAGAGGUGGCUUCAGUAAGCCUGGUGGACACAUGGGCGGCGAAGAGCGUGAGAUGGGGCGGCCCGAAGAGCAAGAUGAAUCCGAGAACUGCGCUAUCUACAUGACUGGCUUGACCGAGAAGGCCAACAUCGAGGAGAUGGCGGAAUUCUUUAAACACGUCGGCCCAAUUAGGUUCAAUCGCAGGCUCGGGCAGCUUGCCAUUAACAUCUACACUGACAAGGAUUCGGGAAAGCCCAAGGGAGACGCCACCCUCUCCUACGAGGAGCCGGCCUGUGCCAAAGCUGCCGUGGAGUACUUUGAUGGUAAGGAGUUCCAGGGCCGCAGGCUCAAGGUGUCGAUGGCGCGUCGUAAAACCCAGAUCCCCAUGCGUGAUGGCAUGAUGGGCCGUGGAGGUAGGUCACAGCUGCUUUUUACACAUUUGUGUUUUUACACUGCAGUUCCUUUCAUAACGAUGCCAAACGCCCAAUUAGGCAUGAUGGGCCGCGGAGGCGAGCGCGGCGGCUUUAUGCCCCGAGGCGGCCCGCGUGGGAUGGGCCGAGGCGGACCGACGGGGGCCAACAUGCAACAGAGGGCCGGCGACUGGGAGUGUCCCAAUCCGGGUUGCGGCAACCAAAACUUUGCCUGGAGGAUGGAGUGCAACCAGUGCAAAGCCCCCAAACCAGACGGGAUGGGCGGCGGGCCCCCGUUCGUUCCCGGGGGUGAACGAGGCAGAGGCGGGAUGGGAAUGCGAGGGGGCCGAGGCAUGGACCGCGGCGGGCCCGCGGGCGGCCCCGGAGGCUUCCGAGGAGGCUGGGGAGGCGAUCGCGGCGGAUUCAGGGGGCGCGGCGGCAUGGACCGAGGCGGUUUCCGGGGAUCCCGCGGAGGGCCGCCCAUGGGUGGCAGAGGAAGGGGCAUGGGCCCACCAGGUGGCAAGAUGGAUAUGAGGGACCAUCGCCAGGAGCGCAGAGAGAGACCAUAUUGAAGUUCUUAAACCUUCCUCGUACGGAAUUUGUUUUAAGAUGAGCAUUUUUAAUUUAUGGUUCCAUAUGUUGAUCGGACUCCUUUCAAACAUUCUCUGCAGUUUCCACUUCCAUUUUUACUUUACUUUAUUGUAGUUUAACAAUUUAUGUGCAUGCCCUUUUUUUUGCCCUUUUUUUAAAUGAUACUUAGUUUUGUCAUUGUAUCAAAAGUACACGUUGAACAGCUUGUCCCCUUUCAAAUAUUCUUGUUGGGAAUAAAUCUUUUAUUAAUA
Syngnathoides biaculeatus (alligator pipefish) is the source of this 2124-nucleotide messenger RNA. It is a transcript of the gene ewsr1b, whose product is annotated as EWS RNA-binding protein 1b. Gene Ontology annotation, cellular component: nucleus. The record is from RefSeq and is a predicted model, not a curated record. The coding region runs from base 1 to 1854 and encodes 617 amino acids. NCBI's taxonomy places the organism in Eukaryota, Metazoa, Chordata, Actinopteri, Syngnathiformes, Syngnathidae. Gene Ontology annotation, molecular function: transcription coregulator activity; RNA binding. The transcript has 14 exons. Gene Ontology annotation, biological process: regulation of DNA-templated transcription.